Messenger RNA from Rhizoctonia solani, 501 nucleotides. Its product is annotated as laminin domain protein. Lineage: Eukaryota; Fungi; Basidiomycota; Agaricomycetes; Cantharellales; Ceratobasidiaceae. Bases 1 to 501 code for a protein of 166 amino acids. The transcript has 5 exons. The record is from RefSeq and is a predicted model, not a curated record.
AUGACUGAUCGUCCCGGGUGGUAUCCUCCGGGGCAGAUUUGCCAUCCGCCCGAGCUACCAGUGUAUCUAAAGAAUGUUUAUGACCUGAAGCCAAUUGUGGGAGUACCCAAUGACGCCGAGGUUACCCGGAUCCAUGCCGUCUUGCAUGCAGCAAGAAAGCUAUCCGAGGUUCCUGCAAUGAUGGAUCCCAGUUUAUUAAUGGGUCUCGCCGAUCAUCUGUUCGAUGUUCAAAUGGCCAGGUAUCGAAGCAAAUAUUCGCUUAUCACCUUUCCUAGUAGUGCUACAUAUUCACCUCCGAAUCUCCCCGACCAUCUCUCUACCAAACUCGAGUCCGUAUCUGGUGCGCCAACCAAUGAACAGAUGAUAAAGGUGCAGGAUAUCCUUUUGAAUUAUCAGGAAAUGAGACGAUUUCCGUCCAUGUUUGAUGCACAUGUCAACAUGGAACUGUCUCAGCAUCUCUUCGAUCUUCAGAUGGGUGUGUUCAAAAAGCAAUAUCUUUGA